Messenger RNA from Sphaeramia orbicularis (orbiculate cardinalfish), 521 nucleotides. Its product is annotated as early activation antigen CD69-like. Bases 99 to 521 code for a protein of 140 amino acids. The record is from RefSeq and is a predicted model, not a curated record. NCBI's taxonomy places the organism in Eukaryota, Metazoa, Chordata, Actinopteri, Kurtiformes, Apogonidae. The transcript is spliced from 2 exons.
ACAUUUAGAGAGAACUCCUGAGACUUGAACUCAUUUCAUUACAGUUGUGUUAAUUGGAUUAAAUAAGUGACAUCUACCUUCUAUGUCCUAGAAAAAAUAUGUCAUAUCUGGUGAUUUUGCUGCUAGUUUCAGGGAGGAUGUCUCUGUGUUCACUCAUUCAUCGAGAGUAUUACCUGAUCCCUCUGGCCAAGUCCUGGAAUGAUGCCCAGGUGUACUGCAGAGAGAACUACUUUGACCUCGCCGUUAUAGGAGACCGCGAGGACUUGAAGAGGCUGAGCAACACGGCAGCAGCCGCCGGUGUGAACGGACAGCUCUGGAUUGGGCUGAAAAAAGAUGGGGCGGCGGUGUGGCUGUGGUCUGUGGGGGACACUCAGAGCGGUCAUGGAUUGGUUAAUGAAUACACUAACUGGGCAAGUUCACCAGAGUCCUCACACCACUGUGGGGGUAUGAGGCAUGAUGGGAAAUGGCUCAGUGCACUCUGUCAAUCAGAACUUCCCUUUGUCUGUCAGGGCUGUGAGUAA